Labrus bergylta (ballan wrasse) is the source of this 3881-nucleotide messenger RNA. RefSeq names its product otolith matrix protein (gene otomp). Gene Ontology annotation, cellular component: early endosome; recycling endosome; plasma membrane. The record is from RefSeq and is a predicted model, not a curated record. Gene Ontology annotation, biological process: iron ion transport. NCBI's taxonomy places the organism in Eukaryota, Metazoa, Chordata, Actinopteri, Labriformes, Labridae.
AUGACAAAGGGAAGGUCGUUUGUCCAAGGAGAAAUUACAAGUGCGGAUUGGGAUCAGUCUCAGCUGCCUACUUGUCUCAUUCUCCCACCUUUUACCCUUCCCCCCGGCUUCCUCUCCCUCUCCCUCCCUCUCUCUCUCUCAGGUCUAGGUUAUAAGAGAGGGAGGGUAGCACAGUGACCUUUUUUCCCCCUCCAAGUAAAUCCACCUGCUCUCCAUCUUUGUUGUGUUAGAGAGACUUUCCCAAGCGGGUUUCCUACCAGAGCCGACAUGGAGCAUCUAGAGAGAAGACUGCCUGCAGCUUUCCUCCUCCUCCUCCUGCAUCUUCUGUCUGUCCGCUGUGUUCACAAUCCAAAAACUACAGUCUCCUGGUGUGUACUGUCUGACGCUGAAGAGCAGAAGUGUCUGGAUUUGGCCGGGAACGCCUCAGCUCGGAAUAUUAGAGGGACUUUGCAAUGUGUCCGAGGCCUGAACACCAGAGACUGUAUGGACAAAAUAAAGAAUGGGACAGCAGAUGCAGCCUCCAUGUCUGCAGAUGACAUCUACGCUGCGGGUCUCUGCCACGGCCUGGAGCUGUCGGCAGGGGAGUCCUACAACAGAGUGGAUGGUAUCAGCUACUACGUGGUGGCUAUGGCGCGUCGCUCCUCCUCAGAUCUGUCCCUGCUGGAGAUGCAUGAACGCAGCUCUUGUCACCCUGGUAUGCGCACCACGGUGGGAUGGACUGUUCCUAUUGGCUACCUGGUGAACACCUCCCAGAUCAGUGUAGGGGAGCAGUGCAACUUCCCCAAAGCUGUGGGGAACUUCUUCGGUUACAGCUGUGUGCCCGGUGUGAAGGACCACCAGCACGACCCCAAAGGCAACAACCCCAAGAACCUGUGCGAGGCGUGCAUAGGCGACGACAACGACAGACACAUUUGUGCCAGCAACCACAGAGAGAGGCACUUCGGGGAGGCCGGGGCGCUGAGGUGUGUGGCAGAGAACCUCGGGGAUGUGGCGUUUGUCAAACACACAACACUGUUUGACAACAUGGACGGUAAGAACCAGGAGUCCUGGGCCCUGGAUUUGGAGCUGGAGGACCUGAAGCUGCUGUGUCCUGAUGGAACCGAGGCCGGUCUGGAUGAGUUUGAGCGAUGCCAUCUGGCAGCCGUACCCACCAACGCUGUGGUGGUCCGCAUGGAGGACAAGUGUCAUGUCUGGAAGUUCCUGGAGCGUUUACAGAAUGUGUUUGGCAACGCCACCGAGGGCUUCAGCCUGUUCAGCUCAGCCGGCUAUGGCGAAUCCAAUCUGCUCUUUAGCGAUUCCACACACCACCUGCAGAGGGUUCUGGGUAGCUACACCUCUUGGCUUGGCCCCACUUACACCACCAUGCUGCGAGCCUUCGAGUGUGAGGGCUUCUGCUGAUGGAACAGGAGGAAGACAUCCAGCACCUCAACUUCCACUGAAUCCCUCUGCCUCCGUCCUCCCGUUCUGCCUUCUCCUCCCUGCCAUCUGUCUCUCUCUCUCUCUCUCUCUUUUUUUUAAAUCUAUUUUUUCUGCUGUACUUUGGUGUUUGUCUGUUUAUUCACCACCCGUUCUCUGAUAUAACAGCCUCGUCCUCCCCUGACCUAGUACUUCCUCUAUAGCACCGGCAGGGGUAGGACAUCGCUAAGAGGGGUUAAUCGACUGAGAGCAGGACUGAAAAUGUCCUGAAAUUAAGCUUUUAAAGGACACUUUGAACAAAGAGUAGGGAACAAUGAAGAACAGGGCUGAAGUAAGAAAAAUAGAAAAGAAGUGCAAGUUAAUAGUUCUUAUGUUAUUUACACAUUGCGUCGCUUUUUGAAGCAUUUUAAAAUCUCUCUCAAUAUAUACGUGCAUGAAAGAAGUGUUCCUACUCUCUGUGUCUGUUGGAAAACUGUGCCCUUCUUAUUCCCUUAAUCUAAGCUUCACCCCCCACCUUACUACCCCCCCACCCCCACCUAUACAGGGUCUGUCUCUGGCACUGAACAACUGGGUGCUAUUAACUUUGAGCUUAGAAGUCUCAGUUACUGUAAGUGUGUUUGUGAGUAUACACUCUUUUUUCCCCCCACAGCCAUUAAUGCUGUAAUUGGCAGUCGGGCAUGUUAGACUGUUUUGUGUGUGGGAGUGAGAGAGAAGUUGUGUGUGCAUCUCGAUGUGCCUAUGUGUUAGUGUGUCUGUAGUGUUGCAGCUUUCCCAUGGCUUGUAUAGCUUACAACACUUUGGAUCACUGCUUUCUCACGGCUGGUAUGGUGGACCAGACUGUGCCAGCCCAGUAUAGUGUUACACUAUAGAAGUUAGGACGAACUGGAUUAGAGCUCAGGUUGCCUACGGUGACCUCCGAGUGACUCUUUAACCUCUUUUUUAAAAAACUUUGACAACAUUUGAAUCAACCAUAACUUUCAAAAUGAACUCUUAAUAACCUUCUUUGUCCGUCUUGCCUUGACUCGUGAAGAAAUAUGUCGACUCCUGUUGUGUUUUUCUACGUCCUAUCACUAUUACUCAAAGAUUGCUAUCAACAGCGAGUCAUUAAAGCGCAUGUGAGAAGUUUUUGGACGGUUAUGAAACUAACUGAAAUGAAUACUGAUGCCUCUUUAUGACCUUGAAAAGCAAACAAGACCAUCAGCAAGAAGAUUAAUCCUCUCUAUAGUUAUUUGCAAUGUCUGAACUACUGCCACAGGGUAGCUGUCAGACAAAGCGGUUAAGCGCGGCAAAAACUGCCUUUUUAGUUUUUUUUUUUACAUUUUCUUCCGGCAAGGUUCAAGAUGAGUGAUACAUUUGAUUGUUAAAAGAAAGCAGGAUGAGAUUCUUUGUUAGAAACCAACCCCCAAAAAAUCAAACAGCAAAACCUACAAAAAUGCAUGAGUAGUAUCCACUUUGUCCACAGGGGGCGCCAAAACUGACACCAACCCUAAUUCCUCACAGGCGCUUUAAUAAUGAGAGAACGUAUUUAAAGUAAUGAUUAUUUUAGUGUGUUAUAUAUCCAAAAAUAUCAUAACUAAUAAAAGUAUUGUUAAAUAGUUGUGCUGUGAAGAAAUAGUAGUUUUUUAAACACUCACACAUAUCUCUGACAUGUUUUAAGAUGUUCUAAUAAACCCAUUUUUUCCUUCCCGAUUAUGAUUCUGUUAUAGACUUGAGUACCAAGACCCUCUUAUACCAGUGCCAAAAUAAAAUAAACAUCAUGUUUUUUGGAGAGAAAAAAACAGAUUUUUUGACAUGAGGCCAUCUUGAACUAACAUCACACUCUCCGCUUUCACCACACUGAUAUAGUUUGUUACACAAUCAUUGCAAUAGUUACCUGAAACCAGGUGCUUUAUGAGAACAUGUUGAUUGGCAUACCAAUUGUAGUAGAUGCUGAUACAUGAUUUAAGAAUUACAGUUGAAUCAGGGCCAGUUGAAAGCCUUACUUGACCUACAAAUCCUGUACUGUAACAUUUAAAAUCUCCACCUUUAUUAUAUAAUAUUAUAUCUUUCCCAUUCUGCACCACAGAGCUCGGCUCUGACACAGAUAAACCAGAUCAAGUUCUCCUUGUCAACCUUUUUUUUUUUUUUUACUCAUUAAACCAGAAGAAAUCCAUCAAGUUAGAGCUGCCAGAUACAAACACAGAAAUGUAUUAACUCUGAUUUGCUAAGGUAAUUGCAAGUCUUACGUUCUAUCAAAUAGUCACAUUUGAUCCCACUGCGUAUAAUGUCUUGGUGGAAUAAAGACUCCUCGAGUGUGCAAGAUGAAAGAAGCAAACAUUCUUGCAAUAUUUUGCACCUCAUUUGUGAAGGAUAAAGGCGUAUCUGUUGUACUAAAUCAACUCUGGUUUGUACGGUGCUGUUUGUUUCCUCUGUUGUCGACAGUCUUCAAAGAGGCCUGAUGUAAAUACUCAUGCUGAAUGUGUAGA